GGGAGAACCUAGAUUAUCAGAGUGCAAUCAGACAGCAAGGAUCAGUCCAAAGUUCGUUACUGUGCAAUACCAACAGACCGAGAGACACGGCAGAAAUUUGAGACGGAGGGAACAGGAAAACAAGACGAAAACAUUGAGGAUUUAAUGAGUUGGCAACCAAGAAGAAAAUAGAAGGUGUCUAACAAGACAGGUUCAUUCAACUGGAACAUCUGUGAGAGCCCACGUCUGAGAAGAUGGAUAUCCUUGAGACAGAUGCCUAUGACAAGCGGCAGAGGAGAAAUACGUGCUGCACCCUGCUUUUCUCUCUCUUGCCUUUCUUUUUCUCCACAGCUGUGUACUUCUACCUGUGGACUCCUGACUCGCCCACAUCCAUCUUGUCCGCAGGUGUCAAGUCAGCACCAGUCCUCCUAUUGGCCGCAGUAGUGCUGAGCUGGAAUGGAGGUCAGAGUAUUCUGGGUGUCGUGGGAGGACUGCUCUUCUCUGCUGUUGGUGACUGUUGCUUGAUAUGGCCUGAGCUUUUUCUGCAUGGAAUGGGUGCAUUUGCUGUGGCUCAUCUGAUGUACUCACUCACCUUCCUGUCCAGUCGUUAUGCAACAUAUUCCUCCUCCACCUGUACCUGUUUUCUAUAUCUGAUCCUGUUUGUGGUAGGAGGAGGUUUCUACAUCUACAUAUAUCCAUUCCUGCAGAAGGCACCAAACUCAGAUCUACUAAUUCCAGCUGUGGGAGUCUAUAUAUUCUUAAUUACUCUAAUGGGGACAUUAGCUAUUAGAACCCGCCACGUAGCAACACUGUUGGGAAGUUUGUCCUUCAUGGUGUCUGACAUCUCACUGGCUCUGCAAGUUUUCAAGGUGAUGGCACCAAUGAAGCAUGGUAACAAUAUUGUAAUGGUGACCUAUUAUUUGGCACAGCUACUGAUUGCUGUGGGUGAUGUAAAAGCUGUGCAGAACAAGGAUGACUUUGCAAAAUGGAAGAGGUCCUAAAUGGCAUCUCUGUGGCACCCCUAAAGUAUGAAUGAUCUUCCUCACAUUUAGUUAUUUAAUAAAGUGCCAAUACUACCAUUGAAAACUUCCUGUAGGUGUGAAACCAUCAAAUAAAGGAAAAGAGGAAGAUAAACACAACAAGGACAGUUCUCCUACUGGUCAGCACUUGACGGCUAAUGUAUUCGAAGCUUCACAACUGGAAAAGAUGGAGAAAAAGAGCACCUUGCAACACAAGAUACCUUACUAUAUGUUUAGGAUUUGUAUUUCAUAUUUCAAUGACCAUACUGAUAGUCAUAACAUUUUAAAAUACCACAGAUAUGGCUACAAACAAGACUGAAUGAAACUCAAUGAAUGUCACUUUAGAAUAACAUCUGUAUUUUGUGAUUUGUGGCAAAAUAUUUAGAUCUGUGAUUUUGUGCAACAUCCAUGUUUUAGUGUAGGUUGUGCAUAUGAUGGCGAUUGUUUUCCACUUGUUGGCUUGCCAUUGUAUGUAUAUAAAUACUGCUAUUUGCUUUGUUAAUGAUAAAUAAAUAUGGUUUUAAAAAAAAUAAACAAUGACGUCUGUAACUCUGAGUCAUGUUUUAAGAGACAGCCAACUGAAAAUAAAAGAAAAUACUUUAGCUCAGAGACCUAAGACAAAAAUAACCUUGCAACAAUUAAGUUAUAUAUACAAAUGUAACUGAACUAUCAACAAUUAAAACAGAAGAUACUGUACAUACUACCUGUGAUAGAGAUGCUUGGUAUUACAUUUAAGACAUGAAGAACUGAAAAAGGAUGACUGGAAAAAAGUAUUUUAUACAU
Xiphias gladius (swordfish) is the source of this 1781-nucleotide messenger RNA. It is a transcript of the gene tmem86b, whose product is annotated as transmembrane protein 86B. The record is from RefSeq and is a predicted model, not a curated record. The transcript has 3 exons. Bases 234 to 980 code for a protein of 248 amino acids. Gene Ontology annotation, cellular component: membrane. Lineage: Eukaryota; Metazoa; Chordata; Actinopteri; Istiophoriformes; Xiphiidae.